AUGUCUUCCACCACUGUUUUGACAAAUGGUCGGUUCCUCAAUCACGACCACACCUCUCACCAAGGAUGCGUGAUAACCCAAAACUCCAAGAUAACAUACAUUGGCCCAGAGAACGAUGAUGAAGUCAAAAAGGCAAAAUCCAAUGGCGCAGAAGUUGUGAAUUUUAACAAUAAAGUCGUCCUCCCAGGUUUCAUCGACAGCCACGUCCAUCUCCUCUUCUUCGGCCUUUCAGAACAGAAACUCGAUCUAGGAGGCUGCAGAUCAUUGGAAGAAAUUCGAAAGAGAAUAUCAGCUUUUGCGAAAAAGAACCCUGAUUUACCGCAUAUCCUUUGUCGAGGAUGGCUUCAAUCUGCCACUGGUGGGAUUGCAUUGGCGAGUAUGAUCGAUGAUAUUGAUCCGAGGCCUAUGUUCAUUGAUGCGAAUGAUCUUCAUUCUGCGUGGUGUAAUACCGCUGCUUUGAAGAAGUUACCCAUCGAAGAAAUGAGACAAAAGGUACCGGAAUUCGUUACGUGGGAUGAAGAUGGGAAUCCUACUGGCCUUCUAGCUGAAGCUGCUGUGACGGCGUAUAUUUGGCCGUUCCUAAUUCAGUCUCUCUCCAUGGAUGAGAAACUGCAAGCACUUGAGCAAGCUAUAGACGCAUACUCGGCCGAAGGAUAUACUGGAGUCAUCGACAUGGCAAUGGACUCAACAGCAUGGGAAGCACUCCAACUACUCCGAGAGAAAAAGGGUAUAAAUCUUCACAUCGCAGCACAUUGGUUCGUACCCUAUGAAGCAGGUCAAACUCUUCUCGACGCCCAAAUCCAGGAAGCUAUCGAGAUGCACACCAAAUUUCAUCCCUCCAAAUCACCAGACUUCUGCAUCGUGGGCGUAAAGCUCAUUUGCGAUGGUGUAGUAGAUGGAUGUACAGCUGCAUUAUCCUAUCCCUACGGCGAAUCAACGGACCUUGUUCAACCACUUUGGCCACCGGAGGCUAUGAACAGAGCUCUUGGUCAGAUUACGAAGGCUGGUAUGCAGUGUGCUAUACAUGCUAUUGGCGAUGUAGCCGUUACGCAGGCUAUUGAAGCUAUAGCGAGUACCAAUAACCCAACCGCUCGUCAUCGAAUCGAGCAUUUAGAAAUGGCUACACCGGAGGAUGCUUCAAGGCUGGGAGGAUUGGGUAUAACGGCCUCCAUCCAACCCGUUCACAGCGAUCCAGCAAUUUUAGAAGGCUACGCGAAACUCGUCAAACCAGAACCAUGGGAAAAUGCAUUCCCUUACAAAGAAUGUAUCGACGGUCACGCAAACGUUGCAAUUGGUACAGACGCACCUACAGCACGACAUCUACCUUUCCCGAAUUUGUAUAAUGCUACGACGAGAAAGUCUGCGCUGGAGCCUGAGAGGAAGGAUAUUACGAAUGAGAAGAGUAAGUUGAGCUUGUUGCAGGCUAUUACUGGUGCUACGUAUGGAGCUGCGUAUUCGAGAUUUGCGGAACGUUGGACGGGGAGGUUGGAGGUUGGUCUGAGGGCGGAUUUCAUGGUUUUGAAGGAUGUGCUUAGUGUUGACGGGCUACUGGAUAUUAAGGUGGAGGAGACUUGGUUUGGAGGGAAGAGGGUCUAUACGAAGGGUGGUUAA
Messenger RNA from Fusarium coffeatum, 1611 nucleotides. RefSeq lists its product as uncharacterized. The record is from RefSeq and is a predicted model, not a curated record. NCBI's taxonomy places the organism in Eukaryota, Fungi, Ascomycota, Sordariomycetes, Hypocreales, Nectriaceae. Bases 1 to 1611 code for a protein of 536 amino acids. The transcript has a single exon. Gene Ontology annotation, molecular function: hydrolase activity, acting on carbon-nitrogen (but not peptide) bonds.